AUGGCCAUUGCUGUGUCCAAAAAGAAAACUAGACUACCCAGGAAAUCAAAAGAAGGAAGAAAAGAAUUUUGUUUUUGUAGUGCAAUUUGGUUACAAAUUCUGUCCCGAAUCCCAGCUUUGACUGUUCUUUUGAUUCUCCUCUUCCUAUGGUCCUCAUCAACCACCAUCAUCUCCGGCAACAUCGUUCAUGUUUGCAUUUCCUCGCGGAAACUCAGCAAUCUUUACUGCCUCUCUGCAGGUAGCCAGCCCAGCUUUGAAAUCCCAAAUAUCAACAAUGGUUCCACUAGUGUUAGGCCCAGUGAUGUUAUCCGAGAAAUUAAUGUCAGUUCAAGCAUCAACGACAGCGUGAAAGAAGUUGGCGUAGUCGUUAGUCCUAUCAACAACAACAUCACAGGCAUUGCCAAUGUUGUUGGCAAGUACCCAAAUCUAAUUGUGACCGACAGGAAUGAGGAGGUUGAAAAUGCAAAGAAGAUUGUCGAGGAGCAAUUGCAACUACAUAGAUCAUGGACUUCGAACACAAAUCCUGCAGUGUGUGAUGGAAGGGGAAUUUAUGUCUAUGAUCUGCCAUCAAAGUUCAAUAAAGACUUGGUAGGCCAAUGUGGAGAUAUGAUCCUAUGGAUGGAUUUCUGCAAGUAUUUUGAUAAUGAGGCUUUAGGUAGGCCAAUUGAAAAACUGGGAAAAUGCUGGUAUGACACUCAUCAGUACUCACUGGAGCCAAUUUUUCAUCAAAGGAUUUUGAAGCAUCCUUGCAGGGUUUACAGUGAAAAUGAAGCCAAGCUCUUUUAUGUACCUUACUAUGGUGGACUAGACAUCUUAAGAUGGCAUUUUAAGAAUGUCUCCAAUGAUGUUAAAGACAUUUUGGCACUGGAGCUCAUGAAGUGGCUUGACUCCAAAAAGCCUUGGGUUCAAAAUUCUGGUAAGGAUCAUGUGUUCGUUUUGGGCAAAAUUUCCUGGGACUUCAGGAGAAUUAAUGAUUCUUCAUGGGGGACUAGGUUUUUACAGCUAGAGAAAAUGCAGAACCCAAUAAAGCUCUUGAUCGAACGGCAACCAUGGGAAGUCAAUGACAUUGGAAUUCCACAUCCUACAUACUUUCACCCACACUCAGAUGAUGAUAUUGUUGCCUGGCAGCUAAAGAUUAUUCAAGCAACUCGAAAGAGCCUGGUGAGUUUUGCUGGGGCAGCAAGGCCUGAUCAACCUGAGAGCAUUAGGUCAAUACUGAUCAAUCAGUGCACUUCAGCUGGCGAUAAAUGCCAGUUCUUGAACUGCAGGUCAAGCGAAUGUGAUCAACCUGAAACAAUUACAGAGUUGUUCAUGGAGUCAGAAUUCUGCUUACAGCCUCCUGGGGACAGCCCAACACGAAAAUCAGUAUUCGAUUCGCUUGUUUCAGGUUGCAUACCUGUAAUUUUUGAUCCGUUUACAGCCUACUACCAGUAUCCAUGGCAUUUACCUGAGGAUCAUGGUAAAUACUCUGUGUUCAUAGACCAAGAAGAAGUGAGGAAAAUGAAGGUGAAUGUGGUGGAGAGGCUAAUGAAUGUUUCUGCAAAGGAGAGAGAGGACAUGAGGAGGUACAUAAUAUAUGAAAUGUUGCCUGGAUUGGUAUAUGGGGAUUCAAGCUCUCAGCUUCACAAGUUCCAGGAUGCAUUUUCUAUUACAGUGAACAAUCUGGUCAACAGAUUGCAGUUACUUGACUAG
Manihot esculenta (cassava) is the source of this 1692-nucleotide messenger RNA. RefSeq names its product xyloglucan-specific galacturonosyltransferase 1. Lineage: Eukaryota; Viridiplantae; Streptophyta; Magnoliopsida; Malpighiales; Euphorbiaceae. The record is from RefSeq and is a predicted model, not a curated record. Gene Ontology annotation, molecular function: glycosyltransferase activity. The transcript has a single exon. The coding region runs from base 1 to 1692 and encodes 563 amino acids.